CUUCUGCAGCAAGUGCGAAUGGAAUACAAAAGAAAAAUGUUGUUUGCGAAUGUUGGUAAACAAAGAAGGAGCCCACUGCCAACUGCUGCCGCCACCUUAUCUCAGCCCUUUCCGGAUUUUCCAACAGCUCCGGCUGCUCUGGCUGGCUGCCAGCUGGUUGUUUGAAUGGGCGGGAAUCCACAAUAAACCAGCACCGACCAGCAACCAGCACCCAGCACCAGGAAUUGCGAGGAAGUGACGAAGGCAUCUGGAGCAGCAGCAAAAGCAGCAGAAGCAGUAGCAAAAACCCAAAACUAUUUGCACUCAACAGCGGCAACAAAUGUUGCUGCGGUGUUGCCUUGUGCUACUUACGGCUGCCAUUUGAUGGCGAUGUCGAUGUCGAUGUCGAUGUUGAUGUUUUUGCCCCGGCAUCCUCGCCAGGUUUCCAAAGUAUUCCUCCUCGCCGAGCUGA
This is a messenger RNA of Drosophila ficusphila, 451 nucleotides long. RefSeq lists its product as uncharacterized. The transcript has a single exon. NCBI's taxonomy places the organism in Eukaryota, Metazoa, Arthropoda, Insecta, Diptera, Drosophilidae. The record is from RefSeq and is a predicted model, not a curated record.